Messenger RNA from Molossus molossus (Pallas's mastiff bat), 2057 nucleotides. Its product is annotated as arylamine N-acetyltransferase 1. The record is from RefSeq and is a predicted model, not a curated record. The transcript is spliced from 2 exons. Bases 117 to 989 code for a protein of 290 amino acids. NCBI's taxonomy places the organism in Eukaryota, Metazoa, Chordata, Mammalia, Chiroptera, Molossidae. Gene Ontology annotation, molecular function: acetyltransferase activity.
CCCCAGGGGAGGAGCAGUUUGAAAAGUCAGGGAGAGCUCUUCCUGUGCGGGUUCUGAAAGUGGAAGGAGAGAAGUCAGUGUAGUUCCUGGUGUGGUCCUAGCUGAACUCGGGGAUCAUGGACAUCGAAGCAUAUUUUGAAAGGAUUGGUUAUAAGAACUCUAGGAACAAAUUGGACCUGGAAACAUUAACUGACAUUCUUCAGCACCAGAUCCGGGCCAUUCCCUUUGAGAACCUUAACAUCCAUUGUGGGGAACCCAUGGAAUUGGGCUUGGAGGCCAUUUUUGAUCAAGUUGUGAGGAGGAACCGGGGUGGGUGGUGUCUCCAGGUCAAUCACCUUCUGUACUGGGCUCUGACUACCAUCGGUUUUGAGACUACAAUGUUGGGAGGCUACGUUUACAACACUCCAGCCAAAAAAUACAGCAAUGCUAUGAUUCACCUCCUGCUGAAGGUGACCAUAGAUGGCAGGAACUACAUAGCUGAUGCUGGGUUUGGACGCUCUUACCAGAUGUGGGAGCCUCUGGAGUUAAUUUCUGGGAAGGACCAGCCUCAGGUGCCUUGCGUCUUCCGCUUGAUAGAAGAGAGAGGAGUCUGGUACCUGGACCAAAUCCGAAGAGAGCAGUACAUUCCAAACCAAGAAUUUCUUAAUUCUGAUCUCCUAGAAAAGAAUAAGUACAGGAAAAUCUACUCCUUUACUCUUGAACCUCGAACAAUUGAAGAUUUUGAAUCUGUUAACGAAUACCUUCAGACAUCUGCAGCAUCUGUGUUUACAAGCAAGUCAUUUUGUUCCUUGCAGACCCCAGAUGGGGUUUACUGUUUAGUGGGCUUCACCCUCACCUCUAGAAAAUUCGAUUAUAAGGACAAUAUGGAUUUGGUGGAGUUUAAGACACUGAAUGAAGAAGAAAUAGAAGAAGAGCUAAAAAAUAUAUUUAAUAUUUCCUUGGAGGGCAAACUAGUGCCCAAAUACGGUGAUAAAUUUUUUACCAUUUAGAGUAAGGGCUAGCAAUGAUCUUCAGUAGUAUUUCAUGUACUGAAACUUAUUAUAAAAAUUUAAUAUAUAUAAAAGUAGAGAGAAUAAAAUAAAAAACCCCAAUUUAUUUAUCCCCAUGUUACCAACUAUCAGCUGGUAGCAUAUGUAUCUCUCACAGGUCCUUGCUGACCUCACAUGAUAUUAAUCAAAUCCUAGACAUCAAGUCAUUUCAUCCUUAAAAAUGCCAGCAUAUGUAUUUAUAUAAUGUUUUAAAGAAACAGAAACAGACUCUUUUUCAAAAUUAAUAGUAAAGGUAUUUUAAAGGUGGCCUAUGGUUUUCUUGGGAGAAAAUAGUGAUUUCUGUUAGAAAAAUUUUUAUACUGGUUGAAUGUUGAAUUCAUAAAAAAUGUUUACCCAUGGUUCAGUAAAUGGAAAACCGAGGAACUCGUUUUUUUAAAAAUUCAACAAGGAUAUGUCCAAUGUCCAAGUUUUACAAAAGAAUUUAGGAUUAGAAUUCACCAAAGAAGAAGGAGACAUGAUACUGCUUCCUAAUAGUUCUCAAGGCUUAAACCAACACAUAGUAACAUGUGAUUAAGUAUCAAGAGAGUGACACAGCCAAUCAUUUCUUCACGGUUCUUUCUGUGACCACAGCUCUUUAUGUAGCAUUUUCCUUAACACAGAAUCACUGAUAUUUAGAAUUUUUCAAAUUCCAGAAUUGUCAUUUUGUCUACUAGUAAUAAGCAUUGUGGCUUUUAAAAGAGUUGUUAUCUGUGAAAACUUGAUGUGUAGAAGUAUGUUAAGACAUUGUUGGCUAAUUCAACACAAAGUGUUUGGCAGAGUUAGAGGAUGAUGGGGCUGGGUCUUCCUCACACCCUCUUCUCUAUCUCCUGGUUGUGUUCUUUUACUUCAUCCCACACUUUGUCACCAGAGAAAGAGUCUGAGCGUCAGAGAGUAUAGAUCUGAGUUCAAACCCUUUGGACACUGGGUGAAUUACUUCACGCACCUGUGGCUCUGACCCCUCAGAGGUAAAAUGGGGAUCAUCUGCCGUGUUAAGUGCCAGACAGAGUCAACUCACAAUAAAUAUGUGUU